Schistosoma guineensis is the source of this 2343-nucleotide messenger RNA. NCBI's taxonomy places the organism in Eukaryota, Metazoa, Platyhelminthes, Trematoda, Strigeidida, Schistosomatidae. The record is from the annotation of a GenBank genome assembly.
AUGCCACUUCCUAAACAUACAGUUCAACCGGUCAAACUCAGUCAGGUAAUUGUCCCGAAUGGCAUCGACAAUGAGUUGGAAUUUGUGGUUAAUUCCACGGUCUGCAAUGUCAUGAGACAGAUAGCAUCAGUUAGCCGAUUGGCCAACACCAUGUUCGAAGAACUCACUACCGAUUUUUCUCGACUAGUUGAGCGGACUGUUCGUCUGCAAAAUCGUCUGGGAAAACUUCAUGAAGAUAUGCAAAUGGCGCGCAGCGGUGACGAAGACCUUACUGCUGGAGUACAAGAAGUUGAGAUUCCGGUGUUCUCUAGCAAAAAACCAACUGAUAGCCAGGUAUUAAAUCAAAAUACCAUACCUCCUUCUAUGCGGUCACAAUAUGAUCAAGCAGAAGCAGCUCCAGCACUUCAACAAAUGGAUGAACUUAGAGAUGAUAAGAAAACUAGCAUGAGGUUGUAUUCAGAUCCCAGCUUUUUCUUUGAUUUAUGGAGUCAGGAAAUGUUACAAGAUCGCAAACAUAAAAGAGCCGCCAAGAAAAAAAGACCAAAAGGAAAGGGAAAAGCUGCUCCACUUAAAAGUGGAUCUAAUCAGGGAGCUCAGAAACCUCAACUUAUCAUUCAGCAACCAGGAGUUGGUGGCCAUAAACUUCCUGCACCGUUAUUCGAACAAAACGGUCCUGUUAAUGCCAGUUCUCAUAUGGAUAGGAAUGUCAAUAUUGUCAACGGUAAACCCACCCAGCAUCAGUUUCUAAAUAAUGGGGAUUUCGGAAAUCCUUCAUUACCUCCUCCGCCACCUCCACCAAAUGCUCUUCAUUCGUCAACACAAGUUGAUAAUGUACAGGAUUUUCGACACGCAUCUAAUCAGAAGAGUGGUUAUUGCCCAACUAAACCUGACCUUAGUGGUGUUAAUCAUCUAAUGGAAAAUUUAACUGGACAGUUUAGAAAUACUCCAUGGGAUACAUAUGAAGGUUGUGAUUCAUCCUUAAUAAAUACAUCAAAUUUAAUAAUUCAGAACGAUCGAAUAAGUUGUGGAGUAUCUAUGUUGUUAGGAGCAUGGUCCGGUUAUGUACUACCAGUUAUAUCUAUCUUAGGACUUAUUUCAAACACAUUCAUAUCAGCUGUUACGUUUGUUCAAAUUAAGUUAAUGCCACGUCAUAUGAUCUAUAUGGCAUUUAUUGCAAUCAUGAAUUCAAUAACAAACAUAAUAUAUGGUUGGUUAUGGUUAUUUUCUGCUAAAGGUUUACCAUUCAUCACGAAAGGCGAAAUGUAUUUUAUUAUAAACAACGUUUCACCGAUGGUAUGUAGAAUACAUCGAUUCAUCUAUUCAUCUGUGUCAACAUGCAUGUGUAAUUUAUUAGUUUGUGCUGCGUUGGAUCGUUUCUUUUGCAUAUAUUUUCCAAUAUUAUUUAAUAAGCUACCGAAAUAUUAUGUUUGGUUUGCAUGUGGUGCAGUCUAUCUGUUGAGCUUCCUGAUGAUGUUGCCAGUACUCUUCAUAAGUGGUUGGUAUAUUGUUGAAUCAAAAAUACAAUGUUCUUUAGAACCAAAUCAAUAUGCAAUUCGAUUAUACCAUGCAUUGUUUUCAAAUUUAGGCUGCGUACAAAGUCUAAUAUUAGUCAGUAUUAAUGUGGCAUUUCUUCUACGUAUACGUAAACAUGUAAAAGAUACAGCUACAAGAAAGAUGAGUGUAACUGAUCGUAGACAAUUACAUACAACUGUAUUCUUUUUAGUCUACUCAGCAUCAUAUACUUUAACAUCGAUUCCGCAAGCCAUCGCUUACAUUAUUGGUAGAUAUAGUGAUAUUAGAAAUGCGUUGAAUCAGUCCAAAUUUGCAAUUCAAAUAGCAAAUAUAUUUUGGAAUUUACAUUUUACACGUGAAUUGUUUGAUUUUUUUAUUUACUUUAAAUAUUUUAAACCAUUUCGUCUAGUUGUACUAGAUAUAUGUAGACCAUGCUACAAACCGAAAAUGAAUGAUACUAAACAAAAAGUUUAAUAGAGUACAUGGAAACAAUAAUAUUAUCAAGAAUUUUGCUGAAUCAAUAAAACAGUCGUUUAGUGUGAAAUAUUAUUGCAAUUUAAGAUUAUCAAAUCAUAAUUUGUUUGAAAAUAUUCCUCAGAUCAAAUUACAAAACAAGAUUAUUCAUGAACUGUUGAAACACAUUUGAACAUUACUCAUAUGACGGGGUAAAAAGACGAUAUUAUUCAAUGUGAGAAGUGUGAACUUUGUUCAAUGUGACAAUUCUAUUCCCUGUAUCAAUUCGGGUGAAGCAUAUUUAUCAAGCUUUGUUUUCAUACAAACCCUAUGUAUUUCCACUUGUAUUAGUAUAAUGUGUGUGCAAAAUCUGGUGAA